AUGAGUUUUAGGCAGUUGUAUAGGUCCUUACAAAGGGAACUUGCCAUAAUAAAUGAGAAUACCCAUACAAGGAAUGUUGCUAAGGACCUAGAAAGAAAAACAGCUUUGCUUCAAUAUAAAAGACUUCAAAAUUCAAGAGAAGGGAAGUCCAUCCAGGAAGUAGAAAAGCAAUUGGAGCAGUUGAAUAAGAAUAAGCCCGAAGUGCCAAGCUUGGACAAUACUUUCAUCAAGGAGAUAGUUCAAGAAGAUUCGGAAAGUGAGCUUCCAUAUAUAAAGUUGAAUAACUUGUCUAAUAUCACGGCAUUCUUGAGAUCGCAGAGAACAUAUACAGAACUACUUGAAAGGUAUAAUCCUGGAUUGACAAUGAGUCAAGAGGAGAAUGUGCGUAGAACCGCUAAUAGGGUUGGAUUAUUCGUCCCAGAAAAUGAAAAGAAAUAA
This is a messenger RNA of Priceomyces carsonii, 438 nucleotides long. RefSeq lists its product as uncharacterized. Lineage: Eukaryota; Fungi; Ascomycota; Pichiomycetes; Serinales; Debaryomycetaceae. The transcript has a single exon. Gene Ontology annotation, biological process: mitochondrial proton-transporting ATP synthase complex assembly. The record is from RefSeq and is a predicted model, not a curated record. Gene Ontology annotation, cellular component: mitochondrial matrix. Bases 1 to 438 code for a protein of 145 amino acids.